UUCAAUAUUGCAUCAAUAUAACAGUUGAAGCUGGACGAAGCGACUCCUGUCUCUCUUUAGCGCAGUCACUGCUUCGAUCCAUUAUGGCCGCCUAGAUUACGAGAUUGUUCGCUAUUGCCGAGCUUCUUACCUGAUUCUUUCCCUUUUCUGAGACAAUUGUCCGAAAGAUAAUCGUUAAAAUUCACUUAUAAUAAGACAAUCACUGUUAUGUCAUCGGAGAGAAUGCCCACUACUGCCGUACAACAUCCUGUUGACGAGUCGGAAUUGGUGUCUGAUGAAGCAGAAGAGAGGAACUGGAGAGGAAUUUGUAUUGCCCUUCUAGUUAUUGCCACAAUUUGUACUCUUAUAAUUACCGCUGUAAUCCUUCUAACACCAGGCGAAGAGGAACCGCGAGUGAAAAAUCCUAAAUUUAACUUAGAAGAAGUUUUAACUGGAGACUCUAUACCUAGAAGAUUUAAUGGUUCUUGGAUAUCAGAUAAAGAGGUUUUAUUUCAAGAUGGAGACGGUUUUCUCGUGUUAUAUAAUGCAGAUACGGACACGACAACAAUACUCAUGUCAAAUGCGACAUUCAAACAAUAUAAAGUGGAAAAAUACAGUCUUUCACCAGACAGAAAAUUUAUUUUAAUAGUUAAAGACAUUCAAAAGGUUUUUCGUUAUUCAUAUAAAGCUAAGUUUGGAAUAUAUAGUAUAAUAAAACAACGCGUUUUUUCAUUAAUACCCGAUGAUCCCGAGGCAGAAUUGCAAUACGCUGCUUGGGGAAGGCAAGGCAGCCAAAUGGUUUAUGUAAAAGACAAUAAUGUUUAUUAUUCUCCACUAUUCACCAAACGUGGUGAACCGAGAGUAUUAUCUCAGACUGGAAUGGAUGGUGUAAUAUAUAAUGGAAUACCCGAUUGGUUAUAUGAAGAAGAGAUAUUAAAAAGCAAUAAUGCAAUUUGGUGGUCGGACGACGGUACCCGCUUGAGUUUUGCAUCAUUUGACGAUUCUAUGGUCGAUGUUAUGCAAUAUUCUUGGUACGGAUCCUAUAAAGACUCGUCGAACAUUUAUCCACAAACGAUGGAUCUCAGGUAUCCCAAGCCCGGAAGACCAAAUCCCAUAGUAACUUUAUGGGUUGUGGAUUUAGCCGAGUCCAGUCCAACUCCUAAACUUGUCCAGCCACCGAAAGAAUACAGGGACCAAGAUCGUUACCUAACUUCUGUUCGUUGGCUAGACAAUAAGAAACUGUCCGUUAUUUGGUUGAAACGUUCACAAAAUACGUCCAUUGUAACACUUUGCAGUGCUGUUAAUGGAUGGUUGUGUGAAAAGAAUCUUCAAGAGGACAGCUACGGAUAUGGAUGGGUAGAGAUGUACGAACCUCCACUAUUUACUAUGGAUAAACACCACUAUUUCCUUCGUCUCCCAGUAGCAGAUGGAAAGGCUGGACACUACCGCCAUCUUGCUAUGAUAGAUGUGGAUACAGGCAGGAAGGACUAUCUGACCCAUGGCCGGUAUGACGUCACUCAAAUAUUAUCUCAUCAUCCGGAGAACAGGACAGUGUUCUACAUCGCUACCGUCCGAGGUAAACCGGGAGAGAGGCAUCUUUUUUCUGUCACCGAUGUUACCUCUCAGCUGCCACGUUUAACGACAUGUUACACAUGCGAAAUGGGAGAAGGUUGUUUAUACAAUAAUGCUAUUUUUAGUCCCGAUUCUAAAUAUUACAUUUUAGAAUGCUUGGGCCCCAAAGUACCGAGAAUUGAACUGAGAAGUUCCAGUAACAAUAACUUAAUUAAGGUUUUUGAUGAAAACACUAACGUUCAAGAACUCAUAGAUUCGAGAGCUUUCCCUCAAGUUAGGACGUUUCAUAUUCCAAUUAAAAACGGAUUCAAAGCUAACGUUAGAAUGCUUCUACCUCCCGGAUUGAGAGAUGAAGAAAUUCUUAAAUAUCCGGUGGUCGUGAAGGCCGAUGGUAGUCCUGGCGGUCAGUCCGUAUCUGAACAAUUUGAAUUACAUUGGGGAUCGUACUUAGCUAGUAAGAAGGAUUACGUAUACGUGACGAUCGAUGGAAGAGGAAGCGGUUUUCAAGGAGAUAAAAGAUUGCACGAAGUGUAUCGUCAACUAGGAAAUUUAGAAAUGGAAGAUUAUAUAUCUGUUAUGAGUUACUUGAAACAUAAUUUACCCUUUAUCGACGGAGACAGAAUGUGUAUUUGGGGUUGGUCUUAUGGAGGUUAUGCUGCGGCAAUGGUUUUAGCGAGAGAUAACGAACUUUUUCAAUGUGGAAUCUCAGUAGCACCUAUCACAAGUUGGUUUUAUUAUGAUUCUUUUUACACCGAGAGGUAUAUGCAGUCUCCGAAACCAGAAGAUAAUUAUUUGGGUUACGAAAAAGGUGACUUAAUAAGAAAAGCGGCAGAUUUCAGGAAAAAAAAAUACUUAAUAAUUCAUGGAACAGCUGACGAUAAAAUUCACCUUCAACAUUCCAUGAUGAUGAUAAAGAGCCUUAUUGAAUCGAAUGUCCUUUUUCGAACUCAGAUGUAUCCCGACGAGACGAACAAUUUAGAAAAUGUUCAAAUUCAUUUAUAUCGAACUAUGGAAAACUUUUUAGAACGCUGUUUUAUCAUCGAAGAAGAAGAGGAGGAACAAGACAUAGAAACAUCAGAAGAUGAAGAUGUAUAAAUACAUUUUUAAAAGAUAAAAAAACAAUCAAUCUGAGCCUGAAAUCAAUCAUUGCAAUAUUAAUUCAGUUCCAAUAAAUACUCCUCCAGAGAAAAAAAUCCAUCGAAGAUAUAAAAAUAAAAAAAAAAAAAAAAAACCUUUAUACGAGCCUGUUAUGGGGUUAUUGUUGUUGAUAAUCAAGUUGUAAGGGGCCAUGUCUCCAUUAUAUUGUUAUAUUUUACAAAAAAACAACAGAAAAAUUAUUGUUUUUUCCAUUUUUUCAUUGUUACUUCAUUAAUAAACAGGGGGUUCAUCAAUUUGUUUCGUCCAACCUCUCUGGUUAUAGAUAACUAUGCAUCGUUUACUGUUAUUCCAUUGUUUUUGCACGAGAGAAAAGAGCAGUAUUAUUUAUAAAUAACGAUAAUCAAUAAUAAAAAGAAAUCAAUAAAUAACUUGUAAAUAAAAAAAAAUAGGUUUCUUUCUAAAUAAAUCUUUGCUCACUAAAUUAUGAGUAUGUUAUCCUGCUCAAUACGAUUGUCCAAGUUUUGUGUAUGUCCAGCUCUUAUUUUAUGCAGAAUAUAUUUUGAAAUAUUGUUAUUUAUGUCUGCUUGUUAAUACUGAAAUAGAGUAGUUCCUCUGAUAUGUCAAAUUAGUCACUGCCUUAAUCUUUAUCGAGUUUUAUUCAAUUUUUCGACAUUAAUUUUCAUGUACAAUUUUAAUAGAACAAGUUAUCUCUCUCAUUAUCAUUCAUGUCUUUCAUCGCGAUUUUAUAACUCUUUAAAUUAUCUAUAAAUAUAUUUAUUAUUAAUUUACCUUAUUUACGAAGAGUUUUAAUGAGUUAAUAUUUGUUCUUGUUUUACAUGAAAACUGCAGCAAUAACCAUUAAAUUACUUCUGCAUUAAUAUUUACUGUUAAGUAAACUAGAUAUGUGAUUUUAAUAUUUUUAAAAUUUAUAAUAUUCAUUAAUUAAAAAAAUAUUUCAAACUAGAGUCAUGAAUUAUUGCUUUUAUUUAAUUGCAUAUUUCAUUAGCUCCGUAAUUCAUGACGCGUAAUAAGAUGAUAAUGAAUGAGAUACAUAAAUAUACUUAUAUAAAUAAAAAUCUCCAUAUUUAUUAUAGAAAAAAAUAUAUAUUUAUUUGUAUUAAUUUAGCAUAGUUACUACUUUAGAUUUGCUUUAGAUAUAUGUAAAUAAAUGUGAUUUCAGUAGGCCUAUUUAAAACAAUUGUUGUAAAUUUAGAAUCAUUUUGUCUGUAUAUAAACAUAUUUGUCUGAUUUUGUUAAAAACUUUUUUAGAAAGAUUAUAUAUAAAUAUAUAUAUAUAUUAUAUAUAUAGUUUAUUUAGGCACUAUGUGGGACAAGUUCUGUACCAAAAGUGCCAAAUUUAGGGGUAAUAUUUUAAUGAAUAUAUUCGCGUUUAUUCCUUGCAAAUUUAGACUAAGCAUUUAGCAUAUUUUUAUUUUAAAAUUUCUAAAAUAAUCCUUUGUACAAUCAUCAUUUUUAAUCUUAAAAUUUCAAACCAAAUUUCAUAGACAGAAAAUAAUAAAGAUGAAGAAACAUCUUUUGUGUUUGUAGUUUCUUAUUAAUUACUUUUAUUAUUUCAACGUUUACAAGACAAAAUAUGCAGUUGAUAAAUGGUUGGUUUCAUUUGACUACAAACAUUAAAAUUAUUCGUAAACGCUGCAUUUCCUUUAAGGAAUUAUUUAUUAUUAAAAGACAGCUUUCUUCCCUGACUUCUGCAUUUUAUAAAUAUAUAUUAAACAACCGGCUGACUUAUUUUAGAUCAUGUCAUAACGUUGUCGGAUGUCAAUGUGAUUUGUUAUGUUGUGCCUUUCAAGCAAAACAAUUCUAUUCGAUGAAUGCUGAAUUAAUGUUCUAUAAGGUUGGAUUCAUACAUAAGUAAUUUGAGAAACGUUGGUAAAAGUUUAUUCAACCUUCCCAAUCUUUUCUAUAGAUACAAUACCAUAAAAAUUCACUCGAGGAUUGUUACUGUCGGUUUGAUUUUCUUUGCUUCAAUAAUCAAGAGCGCAAUAUCAGAGUCAAGUAGUUUUGCAUGCAAAACAGAACAAUAAAGAUAAAGUGCAGGUUUCUGAACUCUAUACAUUCCAUUGCAUUUCUAAUAAAAUUUUCUUUUCACGAUUUUAUAAAUUUAAAAUAUUUAUUUUCCAUUUAAUUCAUUGAUUAUUUUAACUGUAACUUUAACUAUGCUGGAAAUUGGAUUGUGAUAAUUUCGACAAAAUAUUAGCAUUAAAAAAAGAGGAAAAAUUUAUAAUUGUUUAAAAUAUUCUUAUAAUUGUUUAAAUUUAAUAUUAAAAAAUUUUAAAACGUUUGGUGCUAUAAUUUACUUAAUAAUUUCGAUUUAAAUCGGUGUAUGAAUAAAAAUAA
Centruroides sculpturatus (bark scorpion) is the source of this 5007-nucleotide messenger RNA. RefSeq names its product inactive dipeptidyl peptidase 10-like. Gene Ontology annotation, molecular function: serine-type peptidase activity; dipeptidyl-peptidase activity. Lineage: Eukaryota; Metazoa; Arthropoda; Arachnida; Scorpiones; Buthidae. The record is from RefSeq and is a predicted model, not a curated record. Bases 208 to 2646 code for a protein of 812 amino acids. The transcript is spliced from 21 exons. Gene Ontology annotation, biological process: proteolysis.